AUGGCCGGAGCUCACCAUAAGCUCCGCGAACUCUCGCACCACGUGCGCCGGCGCAUGGCCGUGGCGCUCGACAAGGCAAUGUCCCGCCUCUGCUUGCUCCGCAAGUCCUGCGCGCACCACCGCGUCAUGGAGCGCACGGCGCGGUGGUGGCGCGCGAUGCGUUGCGGCGCCGGGCAGGUCUGGCCGCCUCGGCUCGGCUCGCUGCUCGUACGCGCCGCCUACAUCCUCGCCGUCUCCUGGCUCGGGUACCUCCUCCUGGACGACCUCAAGUUCCGUGCGCCGCCGGCCGGCGACGGCGGCGGGAGGGGCCGGCCCCGCGGCAUUGACCUGUUCUUCACCGCCGUGUCAGCAAUGACGGUGUCGAGCAUGUCCGCCGUCGAGAUGGAGGUGUUCUUCGGCAGCCAGCUCUUCGUCUUGAUCGUGCUCAUGUUUGCCGGAGGCGAGGUGUUCGUGUCGCUCGUAGGACUCGCGUCCAAAUGGUCCAAGCUCAGGAAACAAGGUAUAAACAUAUCACAGCGCGUCGAGAGCCACAACUGUCAGCCACUCUCCUGGCCAAAGCCGGCCGACGACACCGACGUCGACAGCUGGACGCCCGUAAACUCCGACGAGACGAGCAAAAGCCCGAUAGAGGCGAAGCGGUUGCGGCGCGAGGCGGUGCGCUCGCUGCUCCUCCUCGUCCUCGCCAUCAUCGUGGCGGCGCACGUACUCGGCGCCACCGCCAUUGCGGCCUACGUCUACGCGUCGUCGGGCGCGAGGCGGACGCUGCGGAGCAAGGCCCUGGGCGUGUGGACCUUCGCCGUGUUCACGACGGUUUCCACGUUCUCGAGCGGCGGGUUCAUGCCGAACAACGAGAACAUGGCGGCGUUGAGGAGGGACACCGGGCUGCAGCUGCUGCUCGUGCCGCUGGCGCUGGCGGGGAACACACUGUUCCCGACACUGCUGGCCGUGUGCGUGCGCGCUGCCGCCGCAGCGACGCGGCGGCCGGAUCUGGUGGAGAUGACCGCCAGAAACGGCAGGGAGCUGACGGGGUACUAUCACCUUCUCCCGGCGCGGCGGUGCGCAAUGCUGGCGGCGACAGUGGCCGGGCUCGUCGCCGUGCAGGUGGCCAUGGUGUGCGGCAUGGAGUGGGGUGGCGCGCUGCGGGGUAUGGGCCCGUGGGAGAAGGUGUCCAACGCGGUGUUCGUGGCGGUGAACUCCCGGCACACCGGAGAGUCGACCCUCGACCUCUCAACCCUCACGCCGGCCAUCAUCGUCUUCUUGGUGCUCAUGAUGUACCUGCCUCCAUACACGACAUGGUUUCCAUUCCAAGAGAGCUCCAUCGUGGCAGACCACCCCACGAAGGAGACCCAGGGGCUCAGGCUGCUCAAGAGCGCGCUUCUGUCACAACUCUCCUACCUCGCCAUCUUCGUCGUCGCCAUCUGCGUCACCGAGAGGGGAAACCUAGAGGAAGACCCGCUCAACUUCAGCCUGCUCAGCGUCGUCGUCCAAGUCGUCAGCGCUUACGGAAAUGUGGGCUUCUCCAUGGGCUACAGCUGCAGUAGACGGAUCAACCUGGACCGGGUGUGCGCCGACAGGUGGACCGGCUUCGCCGGAAGGUGGAGCGAUUCUGGCAAGCUCAUCCUCAUUCUUGUAAUGCUCUUCGGGAGGCUCAAGAAGUCCAGCAUAUAAAGGUGGCGAAGCCUGGAAGCUUAGUUAGAUGCAGCACCAGCUAGUGGCCAUUGCAUUGCAGGUGUGGGUGCUCAUGUGGUUUUGUGAAUGCAGGCUUUCUCUUCCCUUUUUCUUACCUUCCAUCUUUGUGUAGCCAUAUAAGGUGCAGAAGGACCUGCCACCCUUGUACAGAUUCACCUGCAAGUGCUGCUAGCAUCACAUUAGGUGAAUGAGAAGUUGAAUCAUAAGAAAGUAAAAAAAAAUGAAAAAUGAAGCCUGGCCUGGUGGUUUGCUAGUCACUUGCUCCGAAAAGUUGGCAGCCACAGAUCUGGAGCUGUAGAUACACACAUCCUCGUGUGUACAGGGAGAUUGUCCAGUCAAGUGGUGCUCACCUCACAUUGGAUGUCCGGAAGUAUC
Hordeum vulgare subsp. vulgare (domesticated barley) is the source of this 2064-nucleotide messenger RNA. Its product is annotated as probable cation transporter HKT7. The transcript is spliced from 4 exons. Gene Ontology annotation, molecular function: monoatomic cation transmembrane transporter activity. Lineage: Eukaryota; Viridiplantae; Streptophyta; Magnoliopsida; Poales; Poaceae. Gene Ontology annotation, biological process: monoatomic cation transport; transmembrane transport. Gene Ontology annotation, cellular component: plasma membrane. Bases 1 to 1668 code for a protein of 555 amino acids. The record is from RefSeq and is a predicted model, not a curated record.